CUUGUCGCGUAUCACCCUGCAUCUAAUUUCUUCAAUUGGUCAAACCGGCACCGGUCGCGCGCUGAGAGAUCAUUCCACGGACAGGUCAGUGCUGUCCGCCGGUUUCUUCCGAAUGGCCAUUAAGUCCUGAGUAGGGGAAGUUCGUGUGACGAAUAGCAAAAUCCAAAACGGCCACAAACCGCACCAGACAUCAAAUACCUUGGCGGGGAGGGCACUGCAAGACUCAGAGCGACCUAACUACGACGAGACCACUUUCAUUUUCAUUCGAUCAGUCGCCGCGUACGGAGUGUCGUCGAAGCAAGUAGACUCGCGAGCGCCACGCCAAAGUGACGCAAAACAGAAAAAACAAAAAGUGUUUUACCAAGGGUGACAGAAAUACGCCAAAGUUUUCCGCGUAAGGUCGGGAAGAAAAUUAUCAGUGCCAGCUUUACGGAUAGGGGAAACAGGACAGUGUAGUGUAGUGUAGCAAUUAAUUACCUCCGGCACCCGUUUUGUGGCCGUAAACCGCCCCAAGGAACAAGCCUUUGGUCAAAUCGAUUUCCGGAUUGGACACCAAGAUGAAGAUACUUCUCUUCCUGCUGGCUUUAUUGCCGCUGUUGGUGCAUUCGAAACCAGCCUCCACCUUAUCGGAGCCAGUGGAAAACUCUUCGUCCGAUGCUGCGAGCCCCAUUGACCGUUCCGACUUGGGUAGAAUCAAACGGUCCGGUUUCGAUCUCGUGUCCGGUCUCAAAAGUACACUGCUAUCGGGCAUAGGACAUGCGUCGGCUUCCCUGGCGGCCAGCAGCAGUGGGUCCGCAUCGUCCACUGCAGCGAUGCACGCUUCCGGUGCGUCGUCGUCUAGUGGCAAGAACACAUACGAAAAACCACACGAGGAAGCCAAAUUCGACGGAUGGGGCCUGAAGAAAUCCAUCCUGAACACACUGUUCCAAGCGGUGAAAGCCAUCACCGGUGGCAUCACAAUCCUGAAGGGUCAACUCAUUAAGGGCUCCGGCUACGCAGUCAGUGGCCUUGGCAAGGUGAUCGCCGUCGGCGGAGAUGCCGUGUCCGACGUGGGCAAGAAGAUUACGACAUCGGCGCAUCUCGUCCCAUCUGCCCACUCGCACAUAUCUCCGUUCGCCAAGCUGAGUGGUUCGCUGUCGUCCGGUUCAGCGGGACUCGUCUCGUCUGCUUCAUCGUCCUCUUCGGGUUCGUCGUCAUCGUCCGGACACCACACUGGACCAGCAAGUGAAAGUUUCACCAGUUAUGAAACUCCCGGAAGCUAUGGUCAUGAAGUACACAGUGUUCCCUCAGCAGCCGCCUAUCUGCCACCGAAAGCAACGAGCUACUACAAAUCUCCUCUGACGUCGUACGGUACCGAAACUGAAUCUUUUGCCUACCCAAUGGCGUCACACUACAUUGCAAAGUCGGGCAAGACCAGUGUCGUAGAGGCAUCGGACGUGCUGAGGGAAAUUUUGAAACAGAAAAUACCGACUGGGACUGGACACAGCUACAACAGUUACCAUCCGAUAACCGGACCGAUGAAGUACGACAAACAGGUCAUCUCCCAACAUACCAUCCCAACCGAUCCCUAUCCUCCGCCAUUCCGGCCGCUGAAGAACAACAACAACUACCUACCGCCGCUGUACGGUUUACCGCAUGGUCCUAUUGAGUCCGUUACCCACUCACAAUCGAUCACAACUUCCUUCGGUGGGUCUGUGAACUCACCCUACAUCGACGAGACCGACUCCCAGUUUCCACCCUCCUAUGACAUAUAUCGGUCCAUGAGCGUCAAAAUGUCCGGUAAGAAGGAAAACACAAUUUCGCACUCCCACUCCAGCCAACCCGAUCCGCGGUCUCGAGGGACCUACACGAUCAGUUCCGAUUCUCUUCCAAGCACUAAAACUGUGUCCCUGUUCCUAUCCCCACCCCUAUCGACCGCACUGACAGAUGACCGCAACAGCGAUGACAAUCAAGUUCACCAACAGCAACUUUACGAUCUCAGCCUGAAACUAGGGCCCGGAAUCGAGGUGCAGAAGUCACUGGCCUACGAGCUGGACGACCCGGACCGAUCGUCAAAGCAAACGCCGACCAAACAGGACCGCAACCGACGACGACCGGCCGACAAGAGAGAACAGACCAGCAGACAGACCCGGGACAGUAGCAGUAGCAGCACGAACAACAACGGCAGCAGUGCUGCCAUCCGAGAAGACAAACGAACGAAAAAAAUCGAGACAAAAGACUAAGGGUAAACAGCCCGUUUUUCACCAACGGGGUGUUUUAGAAUACCUUGGAGGUUGCGAAAAUUCAGAUAACGAUGACUACGCCAAAAUCAUUGUAGGCUAAGCCAAAACAACCCCAUCAGCAUCACCACCACAUCAGGCAUUAUGGGCACGUGACUGCUACGGAAGAAUGCCAUCAGACGAAUUCGAGAAAAAGAAAAAAAAAACAAACAGGACUGACCUCAAAUUUUCAAAAAUCACACCUCAGUUGAUGUUUCUUCUGUUUACACUCCGGACCUCUAUCACAACAAAGAAAGGUAGACGGAACAGUUAGGUACAUGCGAUAAUAAACCCUACUCCAGCCGGUGGCUUGAUUCCGCAACGGUGAACGCCGUGUCCGUUCCGGCACCAAACAAUGACUAAGACAAGUUUUCAUUUUGUUUUUCAAAACUGUCACAGGACAAACACGAUUGAUUGAGACAUGAAACAUGAUGAAAAUCUUAUUUACUCACACCCACGAUUUCGGUGGUAUACGAAGGAAAGUAAAGAAAACAGUAUCCGCCCCAUACAAGCAACUCAUUCUAGUGAUAUAACGAUGCCUGCCCCCCCAACUUACUCACUCAUUUUCUGUUUUGAAUUAAGUUUUUUUUUACUUGUUUGGAAUAGUGGUUGAAAACACACAAGCUAGAGACUGUAGCCAAGUAGUUAAUUUAUGUUUGUGGCUGCAAAACGUUUGCACCUUCACUCUCUCCAGUAACGGUUACCAUUAAAUGGUCCUUGGUGCUACAGCUGCAGGCAACCGAAUCCAGUGUAAAUGUACUCUUUUCUCUGUAUUUAUUGUUUUUAUUGUGUUAGCGUCUAGUGUUAGGGUAAAUAAAAGUGAAUGAAA
Molecule: messenger RNA, 3087 nt
Organism: Wyeomyia smithii (pitcher-plant mosquito)
Lineage: Eukaryota; Metazoa; Arthropoda; Insecta; Diptera; Culicidae
Product: serine-rich adhesin for platelets
Exons: 8
Coding region: 558-2222 (554 amino acids)
Source: RefSeq, a predicted model, not a curated record